Messenger RNA from Pseudophryne corroboree (corroboree frog), 1338 nucleotides. It is a transcript of the gene ARR3, whose product is annotated as arrestin 3. The transcript is spliced from 17 exons. The coding region runs from base 1 to 1338 and encodes 445 amino acids. Gene Ontology annotation, biological process: visual perception; G protein-coupled receptor internalization; signal transduction. Gene Ontology annotation, molecular function: G protein-coupled receptor binding. NCBI's taxonomy places the organism in Eukaryota, Metazoa, Chordata, Amphibia, Anura, Myobatrachidae. The record is from RefSeq and is a predicted model, not a curated record.
AUGGCGUUAGCCAUUGUAGCCUAUGGCCUACGCUUCACAAAACUUGCAGAGAGAAGGUUCGAGUCAUUAUGGCAGAUGGUUCUAAGUAAGAUUUUAACAUCAAAACACUGGAUUUUCACAUUCAUUUUCAGAGUUUUCAAGAAAACCAGUGGUGAUGGAAAGUUAUCCAUCUAUCUUGCAAAACGGGACUUUGUGGAUCAUGUCGAAUUUGUAGAGCCUGUAGAUGGAGUGAUUUUAAUUGAUCCAGAGUACCAAAAGGACAAGAAAGUAUUUGUGACAAUGACUUGCGCUUUCCGCUAUGGACGGGAUGACAUGGAGCUCAUUGGCUUGAGUUUCAGAAAGGAUCUGUAUGCGCUGUCUUGCCAGGUGUACCCUCCUUUGCCAGAGAACAAGAAGCCACUCACACCCCUUCAGGAGAAACUGCAUGCAAAACUGGGAGUGAAUUCCUUUCCUUUCUGCUUUAAUAUGGCUAAGAACUUACCAUGUUCUGUGACCCUGCAGCCUGGGCCAGAGGAUGCUGGGAAGCCGUGUGGGGUGGAUUUUGAAGUGAAAGGAUUCUGUGCAGAAAAUGUAGAGGAGAAAGUCCACAAAAAGAACACCGUUCGUCUCAUUAUUAGAAAAGUCCAGUAUGCCCCCGAAUCGUUAGGAGCAGCCCCACGUGCAGAAAUCUCACGCCAGUUUAUGAUGUCAGACAAACCGCUGCAACUGGAGGCCUCACUAGACAAGGAGAUACAUUACCAUGGUGAACCCAUCACUGUUAAUUUGAAAAUCAACAACACAACCAAUAAGAUUGUGAAAAAGAUCAAGAUCACAGUGGAUCAGGUGACGGAUGUGGUGCUGUAUUCAUUGGACAAGUAUUCCAAGGCUGUUUGCACUGAGGAAAUAAAUGAUACUGUAGCAGCAAAUUCCUCAUUCACCCGAUCAUAUUCGGUGACACCAAUCUUGGCCAAUAACCGGGAGAAGCGUGGUCUGGCGCUGGAUGGCAAACUGAAGCACGGAGACACCAACUUGGCAUCAUCUACAAUCCUGCGCCCAGGGAUGGAUAAGGAAGUGCUGGGGAUCCUGGUGUCGUAUAAAGUGCGAAUUAAUUUGAUGGUGUCCAGAGCAGGCAUCCUCGGUGACCUCACCUCAAGUGAUGUAGCGGUGGAACUGCCACUUACUCUGAUGCAUCCCAAACCAUCUGAGGAUUUCUUGGGAUCAGAGGAAGUGGAGAAAACACGUACACCAUCUGAUAGACCCAUGGAGUCCGCGGAGGACGUGGUGAUUGAAGAAUUUGCUCGACACAAGUUGGAAGGAGAACAACAAGAUGAUGAUGAAGAGGAGGCGGAGAAAAGUUGA